Doryrhamphus excisus (bluestripe pipefish) is the source of this 5268-nucleotide messenger RNA. NCBI's taxonomy places the organism in Eukaryota, Metazoa, Chordata, Actinopteri, Syngnathiformes, Syngnathidae. The record is from RefSeq and is a predicted model, not a curated record.
AUCUUGGCACUCAUUUGCAGCAACAGAGCAGGAAACCCUAUUUGGUAACAGUCAUUCUAAAUUAUUAUUAAAAAUCCAUUCAUCCAUCCAUUUUCUAUACCGCUUAUCCUCACUAGGGUUGCGGGCAUGCUGGAGCCUAUCCCAGCUGUCUUCGGGGUACACCCUGGACUGGGUUAUAGUAAUUAUACUUUGUAGAAGGCACAAAAUUACUGGCUCCUUUACGAUUACAUUGUAGGUGGCGGCAAUGCAUAUUACCAAUUGGACUGCCGCGUUGCUAGCUUUUUUUGUCACCACAUCUGGUGUUUCAUUAGAAAAGGUGCAUGGUUAUUCAGAUUUGCACCAAAAUGUUAUGGAUUGGGUUUUUUGGCCUCCUUAAAAGUUACACAGAAAUGUUAUUUUCUGUGUAACCCUGCCAACUAACUCGCUAGCUAACUCACAAGCUGAUACCCCUCGGCCAAUGGCAAAGCCUAGUAUUAUGAAAACAAUUUCCGGUACUUCAGAAAUUGCUGAAACACAUUGAGUUGAUACCACAUGGGUGACUUUAAACCAUUGCCUCAGCUCUGAAUGCUGUAAUAUUAUACUCCAGUCUUCACUUUGCUGCCACGAUCUAUUUUCUAUGUGAAGUCAGUCUUCACUUGAAUGUCUCCUUACUGGAGACAGGAGAGUCUCACUGUCUUCCAUUGUGCCCUCAGUCUCCUAUUGAAGUUUAUGUGAAGAGCAUCACUCUUUCAUUUUAUUCAAGACUGAGGGAGCAAUGCGUCUACAAACCAGAGAAACCAUAGAAGUAAAUGGUAGUGAACACAUAGGGCUGUCAUUCUUCUCCAAUGUGCCGUCAUUCCUUGCUGUAUGUAUAUGUACAAAUUUCCCAGUGCCCUCUAAAAGGUUAACACACACUCAUCUAAAAGAAUCUUUUUGUAAAUGUUGCUAGGUAGCAAUCAGAGAAUAUGGGUUAUGCUGCAAGUGGGCGUUUCAUUAUUAUAUUAUUACCAAAGCAAAUGAAUCAUUAAGCCCACAAAGCCUUUGUUGUUGUUCAAAGCCCUUUAACCAUCCUGACGUUUUUCAUUUCACAUCUUUCCUGGAAAAUAUCUGAAGCCGGUACCAUCAGGGCCUCAUGCUACAUGUGUCAAUUAGUGACUGGAUAUCUUAAGUUGAGGCUGCAAAGCAAGCGGAGUUCAGUCUCCUGUUUUCGGAGUGUCCAAGGGGAUGUGCUGUUCCAGAUGGCUGAGGUCCACAGACAGAUCCAAGUGCAGCUGGAGGAGAUGCUGAAAUCUUUCCACAAUGAGCUGCUGUCAGAGCUGGAAAAGAAGGUGGACCUGGAUGCCCGCUACCUGACUGCCGCCCUGAAGAAGUACCAGAUGGAGCACAAAAGCAAAGGGGAGAGUCUGGAGAAGUGCCAGGGGGAACUGAAGAAACUGCGCAGGAAGAGCCAGGGCAGCAAGAACCCCUCCAAGUAUGGCGAGAAAGAGAUGCAGUUCGUGGAGACCAUCAGCAGCAAGCAGACCGAGCUCGACACCUUCAUCGCCGAGGGGUACAAGACGGCUUUGUCCGAGGAACGUCGAAGAUACUGCUUCCUGGUGGACCGCCAGUGUGCUGUGGCCAAGAACAGCAGCGCCUACCAUGGCAAGGGUAAAGACCUCCUGACCCAGAAGAUCCCAAUGUGGCAGCAGGCCUGUUCGGAUCCCAACAAGCUCCCAGAGAGGGCCGUGCUCUUGGCCCAGCAGAUGGGCUCAGCCAUGGGCGGAACCAGCCCCAUGCAUGCUUCAAAAACCAACCUGGUCAUCUCUGACCCCAUCCCCGGAGCUCAGCCCCUUCCUGUGCCCCCGGAGCUGGCAGUAUUCAUGGGCAGUGGCCUCGGGCACCAGGCGAGGCUGAUGGGCCCCGAUGGAAUGUCCAUGGUCAACGGGACAACGGGAGUCCACGGCGAGGAAUACUGGACGGAUGGAGGGACUUUAUCUCAAGUCAGGCCUUCGUCUCCACAGACUCAAGCGCAGGUGCAGUCCCAGGCGCAGCCUCAGAGACAGGUCAGCGACGUCUACUCCAACACCCUGCCUGUGCGUAGGCCUGCACCCGCCAAGAAUAAGAACCCAGUGGGAGAGACGCGGACCCUGCCCAGGUCUAGCUCCAUGGCAGCAGGCCUGGAGAAGAACGGACGAUCCCGUGUGCAGGCUAUCUUCUCGCACGCCGCUGGCGACAAUAGCACCCUGCUCAGCUUCUCCGAGGGCGACGUCAUCACCCUGCUGGUACCUGAAGCCCGUGACGGCUGGCACUACGGGGAGAACGAGAAGAAUAAAAUGCGUGGCUGGUUCCCUUUCUCCUACACACGAGUGCUGCCUGACAGUGACGGCGAAAAGCUGAAAGUGAAUCUGCAUCAUGGGAAAAGUAGCAGCACGGGCAACUUGUUGGAGAGUGAUGCAUCCCUGCCCACACCUGACUACGGCCUCACCGCCCGACUGUUGGCACAGAGUCUAGCACAGACGCGCCCACGCCCCUACAGCAUGGCGGGCUUUGGCACUCAGCCUGCUAUUGAGGAUUAUGAUGGUCGCUUUGCCACAAGCGGUUGGUGGGUGGAGGAUUGCGUUGAGCGCAUUGAGAGCCGAGGCGGGGCCUACCUGCUCGGCGUACAGCGAUACGGACUCUGAGCAACGGCAGUCGCAUGUCGGAGAGACUGCCGUUGCUCGCCUGCUUUGUCUUUUCAUGCAUGUACAUGGUUGUGUCAUUUUGUGGCGCUAACAGGAAGGAGGUUCAUGUACUGUACAAGUGCCGAGAGACGCCGCCUUGGUUUUGUUUUCCUUUUGUUUUUGACAUUUAAAAAGCAGACACAUGCUUGAGGCUCAUCUCCGAGUAAGGCAGUGCAGGAGAGAUCCCAUUGGCCGCGCUGUGCUUCCUUGUGUCCGUACUCAAACCUGACUUUUGUAUUUACAGUGAAUGUUGAAGGUGAACAUACCCUCGUGCAGUUGUUCAAUUACCUGCUUUUUCUUAUGGAAAAAAAUAUAAUCAGUUUAAAACCAAAACAUGAUCAAAACACUCUCAAAUGCAGAACAAUACUGUGGUUUCACAGUAUUACAAAACUCACCAGCGACGUAAAAAAAGUUGCUAGGUUUGUCACGAGUCGUUUUUGAAAAUAUGUGGACCAGGCAUCUCUUUAUUUGACAGCAGCCAAUCAUGAGCUAUGAAAAAACAGACGACAAGCUUGUCAAGCCAUUGGGAAUUGCAAGAGACCAUUACUCAAUAUAACAGCCUCACUCACGGUGUCAUCUUACAAAAACAAUAACUCAUCACACAGCGACUUGACACUCAAAAAUAAAUAUACAAAGUACCAAUAAAAGUUUAAAAUGAAUAAAACUAUUUUAACGAUGGAUGGCGCUGCAUUGUUGCCUCUGAGGGAGGCUGAUAUCAUUGCAGCACCCUGCUUUGCUUGGACACAACACAGUAUGGGAAAAGUUAAAAUGUAUAUUUUAAACUCUGGCUGCAUGGCAAGUAGUUAAUCUGCAGGUCUCACAGCUAGGAAAGCCGAGUUCAAUUCCAGCCUCGGCCAUCUCUGUGUGGAGUUUGCAUGUUUUCCCCAUGUAUGCGUGGGUUUUCUCCGGGUACUCCGGUUUCCUCCCACAUUCCAAAAACAUGCAAGGUUAAUUGGUGACUCCAAAUUGUCCGUAGGUAUGAAUGUGAGUGUGAAUGGUUGUUUGUCUAUAUGUGCCCUGUGAUUGGCUGGCGACCAGUCCAGGGUGUACCCCGCCUCUCGCCCGAAGACAGCUGGGAUAGGCUCCAGAACGCCUGUGACUCUCGUGAGGAUAAGCGGUAGAAAAUGAAUGAAUGAAUGAAUGAAUAUUUUAAACUCAUAUUGGUAACACUUAAGUGUUAAGUUGCUGUGUGAUGUUUUUAGCGUUAAUAAUAAUAAUAAUACAUUUUAUUUCAAAGCGCCUUUCAGGACACCCAAGGUUGCUGUACAGAAGAUAUAAAAACACGAAUAUAAAAUACAAGAUAAAAGAGAACAAACAAUGAAUAAAAACAUACAAUAAAUAAGGGGGGGGCAUGUGACGCAAUUAGAGAGAGUAAGCUAGUUUGAACAGAUGAGUUUUGAGUUUGGAUUUGAAGAUGGGAAGGGUGGCAGAGUUACGGAGGUCAGGUGGCAAUGAGUUCCAGAGUUCGUGGGCAGAGCGGCUGAAAGCUCUGCUCCCCGUAGUGCUAAGGCGUGCAGAGGGUACAGUGAGAUGGAGGGAGGAGGAAGAUCUGAGGGAGCGGGAAGGAUUGACAAUGUGGACGAGGUCAGAGAGGUAAGGGGGGGCAAGGUUAUGGAUGGACUUGUAGGUGAACAGAAGGAUUUUGUAGGUGAUUCUUUGAGUCAGUGGGAGCCAGUUCUUCAGAAGAUGACACCGUGAGCAAAAGGGUUAACAAGCUCGUUGUGAUUCACUGAUAGCUCGUAAUCUUUUCCUCACUGACUGGCGAGAGGCACUCUAUGUAAACGAUGAGUUGUAGUUCUGAAGUCAAGAUGUCAGGAUGAAUUAACUGCACCGCCGGGGUCAUUGUUUAUGAAAAAAGUAGCAGCUUAUACACCGGUAUAUACAGUAAUCAUGCAUUAUGUGAUUAUUGUACUAGGAAAUCUUGAUUUGUUCAAUUUAAAAAAGCGCUUUCCUCAUUGCAAUGUAUUUUUUUUAAAACUAUUCACAUAUACUCAGCUCAAACUAUUUUUAAAUGCAACUGGCGUGUGUUCACUUUCUACCUGCACUGUAUUGAAUAGUUUUUUGUCCAGAGGGUGUGUCCAAUGCCUUAUAUGCUGCUUUUCUCCCCCUUUUUUUUCCCUAUGAAACACAUAUUUUAUGUGCAGGCAAAGAAUAUACAGCGUAUCUAUUUAAUCUACUGUAUAUCUAUAUAUGAAUUGUUUCUGUCCGUCCACCAAAUGGCACUGUAUUAUGACCACUGCAAUUCUAUUUUUAUUUCUUUAUAAAUUCAGCCCCCACGUUUAAUCUCUGUAGAAAUCCUCCUGCCUUGGAUGUUUGAAAUGACAGCCAUGUUUGAUUCUGUUCUAUUUAUUUUUCAGCUCUCAGCAGUGUUAUUUAUGAUUGUAUUCCCUGAGUGGCUAUGUAGUUUUGUUCCCCUUUCAAAUUGUUGUACAAAAGACCUACAAAUGGCCGAUGAUUAGUUGUUUUAUCUUAUGCAUGCCGUGGCGGGAUAUCAGAAGAUGUGAUACUGGAAGAAAAAAAAAGACUUUGAAUGUAUGGUGACUUUUUACAAAGGUAUUCUAAAUAAAACAUAUCUCUAUAUAUUAAUAAA